Messenger RNA from Entamoeba histolytica HM-1:IMSS, 5133 nucleotides. Its product is annotated as rRNA biogenesis protein RRP5, putative. Gene Ontology annotation, cellular component: small-subunit processome; nucleolus. The transcript has a single exon. Gene Ontology annotation, molecular function: RNA binding; protein binding. The coding region runs from base 1 to 5133 and encodes 1710 amino acids. Gene Ontology annotation, biological process: rRNA processing. The record is from RefSeq and is a predicted model, not a curated record. Lineage: Eukaryota; Evosea; Mastigamoebida; Endamoebidae.
AUGUCAAUUGAUAAUAAAACCCAAUUAAAAUAUCUUACAGAAGAAAAGAAAAAGAAUAUCAAACCAAAGAAAGUAAGUAAAAAAGAAUUUAAAGAACCAAAAGAAGAAAAAAAAGAAAAAGAAAUUACAAGAAUUCCAUUUCCAACUGGUUAUUCAUUAAAUCCAAAAGAUAAAAUUCUUGGAGUUGUUUCUGAAAUUAAAGAUGGUAGAAUUAUAAUUAGUUUACCAUUUAGAUUAAAAUAUGUUUGUUCAUUUGAAAAUAUUCCAUUUGUUAAACUUGGAGAUAUAAUUCCAUUAUCAGUAAUUUCACCAACUACAAAAGAAAAUAGAUUAGAUUGUACAUUUGAUAUUUCUAUAAUAAAUGAAAAUAGAGGAAUUAAAAUAAAUGAUGUUGUUUAUGGAAUAAUUCUUUCAAUUGAAGAUUAUGGAUAUCAAGUUAAUGUUGGAAAUAAUAAUACAGUUUUUGUUAAAAAAAAUGAAGAUAUAAAUGAUAUAACAGAAGAAAAUGAUAUGUCAGAAAUAAGUAAUGAAGAAAAUGAAGAAAAUGAAGAAAAUGAAGAAAAUGAAGAAGAAAAUAAAGAAAAGAAAGAAUUUAGAAUAAGAAAAGUAGGAGAUUUUAUUCAAAUAAAAAUUACAGAAGAAGUAGGAGAUAAAUUUAAAGGAAUUAUUGCAGAUAGUAGUUGUAUUGUUGAAGAAAUGAAGAAUGUAAGAGUAGGAUGUCAUGUUAAAGUUAAAAAUAAUUAUCAAACAAAAAAUGGAAAUGUUAUGAAAAUGUCAGGAGGAAAUUUAUAUUGUCAUUUAUUUCAUAAUAAUGAAGAAGGAGAAGAAGGAGUAGUUAUUUAUUAUAAUAAUCAACUAAAUAAAUAUUAUAUAAGUAUGUUACCACAUGUUAUUUGUGAAGAUUUUGAAACUAAAACACCACUUGAAUAUUUUAAAAUUAUAGAAUUUACAAUUAGUAAAAUAGAUGAAAAUGUAGGAAUUAUUGGAGAAACUGAAGAUAAAGAAGAAGUAUUUUUAUCAAAAAAACAAAUAAAAGAUGAAAGUUGUUCAGAUAUUCCAAAAGAAUUUAAAAUAGGAAGUACACAUAAAGGAAGAGUAAUGUAUUAUUCAGCAUUUGAUGGGUAUUGUGGAAUAACAACAAGAGAAAGUAUAUUAUCAGAUAAAUAUCAAAGUAUAUUUGAUAUUAAAUCAGGGAUGAUAAUUGAAGGAACAAUUAAAGAAGUUAAUGAAAAAGGAAUUAUUGUUAAAAUAGGAGAAAAAAUCUAUGGAUUUUGUGAUAAAAUUAAUAGUGGAGAUAUUCCUAUUGAAGAUUUACAAAGUGUAUUUAAAAAAGAACAAAAAAGUAAAUUUAGAGUAUUAACAGUAAAUAAUAGAAAUAAUAGUAUUUAUUUAACACAUAAAAGAACAUUAAUGAAAGCAACAACACCAAUUAUUACAACUAUUGAAGAAACAGAAUUAAAUACAAUAACAUUUGGUACAGUAACAUUUAUUGAUAAUAAAAGAGGAGUAUAUUUAAAAUUCUUUAAUAAUAUAGAAGGGUUUAUUCCUACAAUUGAAUUAUUUAAUCAAAAAAUAGGAAUGAUUAGUAUUGGACAACUUUUAAAAGUUAGAAUUAUUUCAUUUGAUAAACAACUUUUACUUUGUUCAUUAAAUUUAUUCCCAGAAGAAAAUGUACCAGAAAAAUAUGAAGAUGUUAGUAGACAUUUUGAAGUAGGAGAAAUUUAUGAAGGAAUUGUUGUUGCUAAAAGAGAAAAAAUUAUGUUAGUAAGAAUUAAAAGUGGAGAUGUUCAAUAUAUUGCAAUGAUGCCAUAUUAUCUUGUUAUUGAUGGAGAUGAAGGACAAGAUAUUCCUAAAAUGAUAAGAAAUGGAACAAUAUUAAAAGAAUGUUUAUUAUUAAAGAAUCAAAUGGGACAAAUGGUAAUUACAACAAAGAAAUCACUUAUUUCAUUAAGAAAAAAAAUAGGAAAAUUUAAUUCUAAAGAAGAAAUGACAGUUGGAAAAUAUAUUGGAUAUGUAAGUAAAAUUAAAGGAAAGUAUUGUUUCAUUUCAUUUUAUAAUGGAGUAACAAUACUUUGUUAUAGAAUGAAUGUUAGUGAUACUAAUUUACCAAUUGAAGAAGUAUUAGAAGUUGGACAAACAGUAUAUGGAUAUUUAAAUAAGAAAGGUAUUUUUUCAUUAAAAGAAAGUAGUGUAGGAAGUAUUAAAGAAGAAUUUAUGUUAUUAAGAGUAGAAAGAGAUGUUGAACCAAAAUAUGGAAGUCAACUUAAAAUAGAAAUAAAAGAUAUUAAACCAUAUGGAAUUAUUGGAAAAAAUAAAGAAAGAGAAGAAACAAUAUUUAUUCCAAAAACAGGAAUUGAAGGAGAUAUUAAAGAAAUGAAUAAAGGAAAUACUAUGAAAUGUAUUGUUAUUGGAGUUGAUAAAGAAAGAAAAAUGAUUGAUUGUAUUCAAGAAAAAAUGAUUACAAAACAACAUAUAGAAAAUAAUAAAAUAUAUAAAGGAAAAGUUCUUCUUAAUAAAGAAGAGUAUUGUGUUUGUCUUGUUGAAGGAAAUAUUGUAUUUGUAAAUAAAAUUCGAAUGAAUGGAGGAAAAUAUACAGUAAAAGAAGAAGUUGAAAUAAUCAUUGGAAAAGAAAUGGAAGGAUAUCAAAAUAUUUAUGAAGGAACAAUUAAUAGUAAACCAAUUGUUUAUAGCAUUAAAAAUAAUACAAUUAAUAUUGGAGAGAAGAUAGAAGGAGUAGUAAGUUAUACAAAUGAAAGUAUUAGUUAUUUAAAUUUAGGAAAAGGAAUUACAGGAAGAUUACAUAAAAUUAAUAGUACAAAGAAGAUAGAAAUAGGAGAGAAAAUAGAAUGUUAUAUUAUUGGAAUACAAGUUAAAGGAGAAAUAAUUAAAGAAAAAGGAAAAGAAAUAGAAGGAAGAAUAGAAAUAGUUGAAUUAAGUAUGAAGGAAGAAGGAAAUAUGGAAGAAAAAAUUCAAGAAGGAGAAGAAAUCGAAGGAAUUAUUAGUAGAGAAAUGAAAGAUGGAUAUAUAAUUUCGUUUAAUUCAAUACUUAAAGGAAAAUUAAAUUAUAUUGAAAUAGGAGAUAAUAUUGAAGAAAUUAAUAUAAAUAAAAAAGAAUAUAAUGUUGGAGAUAAAAUAAAAGUUAAAGGAUAUUAUAGUAAAGAAAAUAUCUAUUUAAUAAAAGACAAAAAAGAAGAAAUUAAAGAAGGAGAAAUUAUUGUUGGAGAAGUUAUUGGUAAUAAUACAAAAGAAUUAAAAAUUAAAGUAUUAAUUAAAGGAAAUAGAAUAGGAUAUAUUCAUUAUUGUGAUAUAAGUAAUGUUUUUAAUCCAUUUCCAAGAGAUUAUUUACAAAAUGGAAAAUAUAUUAAUAUGUAUGUACUUUCAAAUAAACCCGAAAUUUUAUGUUCAAUGAGAAAAGAAUAUUUAAAAGAAGCUUAUGAUGAAAUAUUCCCACCAUUAAUAGGAGGAGUUCAAACACGUAUUGUAACAAAAGAUACUAUUAAAGAAGGAGAAAUUUUAACAGGAUAUAUUAUAAAAAGUAGUGAAGAAGAAGGAGUUGAUGUAAUGGUAUCAAGAGAUGUAACUAUUCAUGUAGCACCAGGAGAAUUAUUAGAUAAUACAAGUUAUCAUGGGAAAGAUUUUUCAAGAAUCUUUUGUAUUCAACGAUUAGUAAAAGUAAGUAUCAUUGAUAAAGAAGGAUUAGAAGGAACAUUAAAACAAAGUGUUAUUUAUCCAGGAAUAAUUAAAUACUUUAAAGAUAUCAAAGAAAAUAUAGUAACUAAAUGUGUUAUAGUAAAUAUUACAAGUGAAGGAUUGUUUUUAAGAUUCUUUAAUUCUAAUAUUCGAGGAUUAUGUCAUUGUAGUAAAAUAGAAGAUAAAAAAUUAACAAAGAAAGAAAUGGAAAAGAGAUUUAAAAUUAAAGAUGUCAUAAUGGCAAAAGUAGUUCAUAUUGACAAGAAGAAACAUCGAGUUAAUUUUAGUAUCAAACCAGAAGAUGUAGGAGAAGUAGAAAUGAAAGAUGAAGAAGAAACAAUAGCUAUUGAUCCAUGGAAAUUAGCAUUAAAAAGAAAAGAACAAAAAAGAAGAAAUGAAGAAAAAGAUAUUGCAAUUAAAGAAGAAAUGAAAGAUGAAGAAUUUAAAGAAGGAGUAGAAGAUGAGGCUAACAUAGAAUGGGAUGAUCCUACUAAAGAAGAAGAAAAACAUGAAAAUACUACUAUGGAAGAGGAAGAAGAAAUAGAAGAAGGUAAAGAUAAUAAUAAAGAAGAAGGAAGUAUGGAAGAAGAUAAAGAAGAAGAAGAUAAAGAAGAAGAAAAUAUGGAAGAAGAGGAAAGUGAAGAAAUUGUAUUAGAUUUAGAUGAAUGUCAAAAAGGAGUUGAAAAAGACCCAGAUAAUUCAAUAGAAUGGAUUAAAUUAAUGCAAUGUUUCAUUCAAAGAAAAGAAAUAGAUGAAGCAAGAAAAGUAGGAAAGACAGGAAUAGAAAGUAUCAAUUUUAGAAAAUUAGAAGAGAAAUUAAAUAUUUGGAAAGCAUUAAUGCAAUUAGAAGCUAAUCAUGGAGAUGAAAAGAGUUUAAAGAAAGUAUAUAAUGAGGCAUUAGAGGUAUGUGAUAGGAAGAAAAUCAUGCUUCAUAUGAUUCACAUUUACAAAGAAAAGAAAGAGGUAGAAGAAGAAGAGAAAAUCUUCAGAACAUUAUUUAAGAAAGUUAAAGGCAGUUGUAAAGUAUAUAAGAAAUACUGUAAUUUCCUAAUGAGAAACAACAGAGAAGAAGAAAUCAAAAACACAUUAAGCAAAGCAAAAACAACAUUAGAUAAAAAGAAAAUGAUAAGUUUAGAAAUUCAUAUUGCCCGAUUAGAAUAUAAAUAUGGAUCAGUUGAUAAAGGAAGGUCAAUGUUUGAAGAUAUUUUAACAAACAAUCCAAAACGACAUGAUGUUUGGAAUAUUUAUAUUGAUAUGGAGAAAGAAGUAGGAGAUGUAGGAGUAAUAAGAAGAAUAUUUGAACGAAUAGUUAAACAAAAACUAAGUACAAAGACAAUGAAAACAUUCUUAACUAAAUACUUAGAAUUUGAAAGAAAAUAUGGAGAUGAAAGUAGACAAGAACAUGUUAGAGACAUUGCUAAAUCAUUUGUUUCAACAAAAUGA